Messenger RNA from Vigna umbellata (rice bean), 645 nucleotides. The record is from RefSeq and is a predicted model, not a curated record. Lineage: Eukaryota; Viridiplantae; Streptophyta; Magnoliopsida; Fabales; Fabaceae.
AUGGAGAAGAAUGAUUUUACAAAGAAGGGUGAAAUGCCAAUGAAUCUCAACAUUGAGGACAAGCAUACGAUAGAAUCCACUGACUCCAAAGCUCCAACAACACCUAAGCAACCUUUUUUCAUUGGUGUUGCUGGUGGAACUGCAUCUGGAAAAACAACUGUUUGUAAUAUGAUAAAUACCCAACUUCGUGAUCAACGUGUUGUCCUCAUUAGCCAAGAUUCGUUUUAUUACCCACUGAGUGAUCAGACACUGCAAAAGGUUAAUGAGUAUAAUUUUGAUCAUCCUGAUGCCUUUGAUACGAAGCUUUUGCUCUCAACAAUGGAGAAAUUAAAAUGUGGACAACAUGUUGAUAUACCUAAUUAUGAUUCCAAAAACCAUAAGAGAAUUGAAUCUGCACGUCAGGUUCAUCCUGGAGAUAUCAUAAUCUUAGAAGGAAUAUUAGUUCUUCAUGACUCAGGUGUUCGUAAUCUUUUGAACAUGAAGAUCUUUGUUGACGAAGAUUCUGAUGUUCGGCUUUCAAGAAGAAUGCAACGUCUUGCUAUUGAUCGUGGAAGGAAUGUUGAAAAUGUGCUAGAUCAAUAUUCAAAAUUUGUAAAGCCUAGCUUUGAAGAUUUUGUGCUGCCAACAAAAAAAUAUGCUGAUAUU